This is a messenger RNA of Theobroma umbraticum, 686 nucleotides long. The record is from RefSeq and is a predicted model, not a curated record. NCBI's taxonomy places the organism in Eukaryota, Viridiplantae, Streptophyta, Magnoliopsida, Malvales, Malvaceae.
CUUUCUUUUACGUUUAAACCAAAACAAUGGGGUCCCAAAAUGGUGUGGUUUUCGAAGAUUUUUUCCCCGCCAUGGUCGAGAAAUUGGGUGCUGAAGGUUUCAUGAAGGAGCUGUGCAAUGGGUUUCAGUUGCUUGUGGAUGGAGACAAAGGGGUGAUCACUUUCGAGAGCUUGAAGAGGAACUCGGCAUUGCUUGGUUUGCAAGAUAUGAGUGAUGAGGAGGCGGUUUGCAUGUUGAGAGAAGGUGAUCUGGAUGGGGAUGGCGCUUUGAAUGAGAUGGAGUUUUGCACCCUCAUGCUUAGGUUGAGUCCUGAGUUGAUGAACAGUUCAAGAAAAUUGCUGGUAGAAGCUAUUGUCAAUUUCUAGAUCGUUUGUCAAGAAAAUGUUCAUCACCUUUUUUGUUCACUCGUUUGCCAAUUAGAGGCAGACUUUUGUAACUUUAUUCUGGAGUCCUAGUCUCCUAGUACAUUUUCUUUUCUCCAAUGGCGAAAUUAAGACGUUGGGCUAAUAUUGUCCAAGCUUGGUUCACUACCUCCACCCUUUUUCAUGUACCAGGCCGGACAAACCCAAUUCCAACCAUUUUGUUUUCAAUCAAUCGUUAUGUUUCUUUUUCCUCAGACUCAUUUGAAGCGAAGAGCAAAGUUUUCUGCUUUAGUUAAUCUAAUUGUCUGCAGAACCUUUUUGUCA